Molecule: messenger RNA, 546 nt
Organism: Caenorhabditis remanei
Lineage: Eukaryota; Metazoa; Nematoda; Chromadorea; Rhabditida; Rhabditidae
Exons: 2
Coding region: 1-546 (181 amino acids)
Cellular component (GO): cytoplasm
Molecular function (GO): calcium ion binding
Source: RefSeq, a predicted model, not a curated record
AUGCUGAUCUACAAGGACAUUUUCACCGAUGACGAGCUUUCCUCUGAUUCAUUCCCAAUGAAGUUGGUCGAUGACCUCAUCUACGAGUUCAAGGGAAGACACGUUGUUCGCAAGGAGGGCGAGAUUGUCUUGGCCGGAUCUAACCCAUCUGCUGAGGAGGGAGGAGAUGAUGAGGGAUCUGAUGAGCAUGUCGAACGCGGUAUCGAUAUCGUCCUCAACCACAAGUUGGUCGAGAUGAACUGUUACGAGGACGCCUCAAUGUUCAAGGCUUACAUCAAGAAGUUCAUGAAGAACAUCAUUGACCACAUGGAGAAGAACAACCGUGACAAAGCUGAUGUUGAUGCAUUCAAGAAGAAGAUUCAAGCUUGGGUUGUCAGCCUCUUGUCCAAGGAUCGUUUCAAGACCCUUCAAUUCUUCAUUGGAGAGAAAGCAGCUGAAGGAGCCGAGAAUGGACAAGUUGCCAUCAUCGAGUACAGAGAUGUCGACGGAACUGAGGUUCCAACUCUCCUGCUGGUCAAGGAAGCCAUCGUCGAGGAGAAGUGCUAA